AUGGCACUGUUCAAUGCCGUCAAAAUGACCAACACACUGUGGAUCGUCGGGGCGAUCGUAGUGGUGUGUUUCAUCGAGCUGAUCGUCUCGCGGGAGGUGUACGAUCAUCUCGAGCAUAAUCUCCGUCGCAGCCAUAAUAGGGGGUUCCAUCAGCAGGAGCAGCACCAACACCAGCAUACGCACCACCAGUACAACAAUGUUAACCACAACGGUAACCAUCACCACAACAAUGGGAAUGGAUUCCGGCAGACCUACUGCGGGCGGCAGGUGAAAUUUUACGAAAAACACCACAUCAAGCAUACGAAUGGCGGUCACCACCAGGUGGGGCUGAGGGAUGACACGAUCCCUGCGAAACACAAACGCCACUACGGAAGUCAGCACCAACGAAGCAAUUCGUCCAGCUUCGUCGGGCACCAUCCGGCGGCGCCGUGGAUGCAUGGGGCCAAUGGAGAUACGCUGCUGAUGAUGCAGGACGAUGAGGGCGCCGCUGGCGGUGUGACAGGCCCGAAGCCAUUCAAGCACGGUGUCGUGCCGGUGUGGCCGGUCAAACGGGAAGCGGUCGUCGAGGGGGAUCUCAUUCUCGGUGGGCUGAUGAUGGUGCAUUCGCGCGAGGAUUCGGUCACGUGUGGGCCGAUCAUGCCGCAGGGCGGUAUACAGGCGCUCGAAACGAUGCUCUACACGCUGGACAAGAUCAACGAGCAGGGCCUGGUGCCGAACGUGACGAUCGGGGCGCACAUACUCGACGACUGCGACAAGGACACGUACGGGCUGGAGAUGGCGGUGGACUUCAUCAAGGGUUCGAUCAGCAACAUCGACGACAUCAACGACUACGACAACUGCAGCAAGGGGCAUAAGAAAAAAAUUAUUUCCGGCGUGGUGGGUGCCGCCUCGUCCGUCACUUCCAUACAGGUAGCGAACUUACUGCGAUUAUUUAAAAUACCUCAGGUUUCCUUUUUUUCCACUAGCCCCGAGCUGAGUAACAAGCAGCGGUUUGAGUAUUUUUCUCGAACCAUUCCGUCGGAUCACUACCAGGUGAAAGCCAUUGUUGAUAUUGUGCAAAAGCUGGGCUGGAGCUAUAUUUCUAUCAUCUACGAAGAAAGCAACUACGGUAUAAAGGCAUUUGAAGAGCUGGAUGAUCUUCUCUCUAAACAUAGCAUCUGUAUAGCGGUUAAGGAAAAACUAGUAAAAGAUUCCGGUGUUGCUGAAACGUCAGCGUAUGAUAAUAUAGUACUUAAGCUGUUAACAAAACCACGUGCUAAAGGUGUUAUUAUAUUCGGAUCCGACCAAGAGGUGGCCGAAGUGAUGAAGGCAGUCCGUCGACAAAACGUUACAGGGGUAUUUUCAUGGAUAGGAUCGGACGGUUGGAGUGCCCGGAAUCUGGUGUCGGAUGGCAACGAGGCGGAGGUCGAAGGCACACUGUCCGUUCAGCCGCAAGCGAAUCCAGUGAUAGGAUUUGAAGACUAUUUUCUCAACCUAACCGUAAACAACAAUAAACGUAACCCUUGGUUCGUAGAAUUCUGGGAAAAUAAUUUCCUUUGUAAGUAUCCACAGUCACCGUACACGCCGUACAAUAAGGACUACACACGCACAUGUUCAACCACGGAAAAGCUCUCCAAAGGAGAUCUAGACUUCGAGGAUCAGCUACAGUUCGUUAGCGAUGCAGUGAUGGCAUUUGGAUAUGCAUUGAGAAACAUGCACCAGGAACUUUGUGGAGGUAGACCGGGGCUUUGUGAUGCAAUGAACCCCACCAAGGGAUCGGAGCUGCUGAAGUACCUGCGCAAAGCCGAUUUCAUCGGUCUUAGCGGUGAUCGCUUCAAUUUCGAUUUGAACGGCGAUGGACCAGCCCGCUACAAUAUAAUCCACUUCAAGCAGGUUGCGCCGGAGCGGUACAAGUGGAUCAAAGUAGGCGAAUACUACCAGGGCGAAUUGCGUUUGAAUAUGCAUGAUAUUCAAUUUCGCACCAAGGAUUCUAUGCCCCCCGAGUCGGUGUGCAGCAGACCCUGUGAACGUGGUCAGGCCAAAAAAUAUGUCGAAGGAGAAGGAUGCUGUUGGCAUUGCUUCAAUUGCACGCAAUAUCAGAUCCGAAGUCCUAAUGACGAGACACACUGUGUCAACUGCCCUAGGGGAACGCUACCUGAUAUCUACCACGAAGAAUGCCAACAGAUUCCCGAAUCGUACUUGCGACCGGAAUCUUUUCUGGCGAUCGGUGCCAUGACAUUUAGCUCGUUUGGAAUACUCAUAACAUUCUUCGUCAUUGGUGUAUUUCUAAAGCACAACGAUACACCUAUUGUAAGGGCAUCUGGUCGUGAACUGAGUUAUGUGCUGCUUAGUGGUAUACUGCUCUGCUUUGGUGUAACUUAUACGCUUGUUAUAAAACCACACGAUAUAGUAUGUGGAGUUCAAAGAUUCUGGUCCGGGUUUUCAUUUACCGUUGUCUAUGCUGCACUACUUACAAAAACUAAUCGUAUCGCACGAAUCUUUAAUGCUAGCACCAAAUCAGCAAAACGUCCUUCAUUCAUCAGCCCACACUCACAGCUCGUGAUUUGCGGAAUACUGGUGUCGUUUCAGAUUCUUAUCAACGCGGUAUGGAUGAUAGUAUCACCUGCACACGCGAUGCAUUACUAUCCGACACGCGAGGAUAAUUUAUUAGUUUGCAACUCGUACACCGACGCAUCGUACAUGAUAGCGUUCUUUUAUCCGAUAUUUUUAAUCGUUAUUUGUACCGUAUACGCCGUUCUCACACGGAAAACACCCGAAGCAUUCAACGAAUCUAAGUAUAUUGGUUUUACAAUGUAUACCACGUGCGUCAUUUGGCUCGCAUUUAUUCCGCUGUACUUCGGCACAGCCAAUAAUGUUCAACUUAGAAUAUUUACCAUGUCCAUGACAAUUAGCCUGUCGGCCACGGUGACAUUAGUGUGCUUAUUCUCACCAAAGCUUUACAUCAUAUUGAUUCGUCCGGAACGAAACAUACGACAAAGUAUGAUGCCCAUACGAUAUAGCACAAUAAACAAAACCACUGGUUCGGCGCAAUCGUCCGUUAUGGCGGCCGUGAUCGUAACGGCGGCCACAUGCAACGAAAACGAGAAGGUCAUCAAGGGCAACUCGAAUGAAAACAUUCCGGCCGCUUACUGAUACACAAGGAAAGGCAAGCUUAAACGAAUCAAAAGGAUAAGCUCCACUUCUACUGAACCACGGCGGCAACAACCUAUCGAGAGCUCCUAUGGUGGCUGCGGUGGCUGAAUUCGGUUUUUUUAAUGACCAAAUAGUUGUGCAUCGAGAUACAUAGUUCCGUUUAGUUUUCUAGAAACGUUUGAAAGCUCAGUUCGCAUUGCGUGUUAAAUGGGAGCAUUUACGAGAGAUAGAAGAGAAAUAAAGAACACAAAUAUAUU
Anopheles coustani is the source of this 3389-nucleotide messenger RNA. RefSeq names its product metabotropic glutamate receptor 2-like. Gene Ontology annotation, biological process: G protein-coupled receptor signaling pathway. Gene Ontology annotation, molecular function: adenylate cyclase inhibiting G protein-coupled glutamate receptor activity. The transcript has 13 exons. Gene Ontology annotation, cellular component: membrane. The record is from RefSeq and is a predicted model, not a curated record. Lineage: Eukaryota; Metazoa; Arthropoda; Insecta; Diptera; Culicidae. Bases 1 to 3132 code for a protein of 1043 amino acids.